Messenger RNA from Solenopsis invicta (red fire ant), 2008 nucleotides. RefSeq names its product actin, muscle. Gene Ontology annotation, biological process: mitotic cytokinesis. The record is from RefSeq and is a predicted model, not a curated record. Lineage: Eukaryota; Metazoa; Arthropoda; Insecta; Hymenoptera; Formicidae. The transcript has 3 exons. The coding region runs from base 256 to 1386 and encodes 376 amino acids.
CGAACUAAGGACUAGACUCUAAUGGGCGGCGCGGGCUCUCGGCCCGAUGUUAACGCGGAUAGCCGAUUUCCAUGUAAGGGGCGGAUCGCUAUUUUCGGCCGCCGACCGAUAUGGAUAAAGGGACCCCACGGAGCCGGUACUGCGCCACUUGCCACUCUCGCCAGCCUCUUGCACGACGUUACACUCUACCCUAAGCGAUCGCCGCCGAUCUCUCUCCCUCGACUCUAACACCAGCGAAAGUAACAGCCAAUCAAGAUGUGUGACGAUGAUGUUGCGGCAUUAGUCGUGGACAAUGGGUCCGGUAUGUGCAAGGCUGGAUUCGCGGGGGAUGAUGCACCACGCGCUGUGUUUCCCAGCAUCGUCGGUCGUCCUCGUCAUCAGGGUGUGAUGGUCGGUAUGGGUCAAAAAGACAGUUAUGUUGGCGACGAGGCGCAAAGUAAGAGAGGUAUAUUGACACUAAAGUAUCCUAUAGAACAUGGCAUUAUUACUAAUUGGGAUGACAUGGAGAAAAUCUGGCAUCACACUUUCUACAACGAAUUGCGUGUCGCUCCGGAGGAACACCCCGUUCUUCUUACCGAAGCGCCGCUAAAUCCAAAAGCUAAUCGCGAGAAGAUGACGCAAAUCAUGUUCGAAACCUUCAACAGCCCGGCCAUGUACGUUGCCAUCCAGGCCGUCCUGUCUCUUUACGCCUCUGGACGUACCACCGGUAUCGUCUUGGACUCCGGUGAUGGGGUCUCUCACACCGUACCCAUUUACGAGGGUUACGCUCUUCCCCAUGCCAUCCUUCGUCUGGAUUUGGCCGGUCGCGAUCUUACCGAUUACCUCAUGAAAAUCCUCACCGAAAGAGGCUACAGCUUCACCACUACGGCUGAACGAGAAAUUGUCCGCGACAUCAAGGAGAAGCUCUGCUACGUCGCUCUCGACUUCGAACAGGAAAUGGCUACCGCUGCCGCCAGCACCUCCCUUGAGAAGAGCUAUGAGUUACCCGACGGUCAGGUCAUCACUAUCGGUAAUGAGAGGUUCCGUUGUCCCGAAGCUCUUUUCCAGCCUUCCUUCCUGGGUAUGGAGUCUUGUGGUAUCCACGAGACCGUCUACAACUCCAUCAUGAAGUGCGACGUCGAUAUCCGCAAAGAUCUCUAUGCUAAUACUGUCCUUUCCGGUGGUACCACGAUGUAUCCUGGUAUCGCUGAUCGUAUGCAGAAGGAGAUUACCGCUCUUGCGCCUUCCACCAUCAAAAUCAAGAUCAUCGCUCCUCCAGAGAGAAAGUACUCCGUAUGGAUCGGCGGUUCCAUCCUGGCCUCUCUGUCCACCUUCCAACAAAUGUGGAUCUCUAAACAAGAAUAUGAUGAGUCCGGUCCGGGUAUUGUCCAUCGCAAGUGCUUCUAAAGACACCGUGAAGUCAAUCAUAUUCACCAGCACCUUCAACACGAUUCUUUUCUUUCUCUUCUUUCCAUUCUUUUCUACGCACAUAAUCAUACUUCAUUACACAACAUUCAUCAUGACAUUAAAAUGCAAGAAAAGAAGAGGAAGAGAAGAGAGGGGUAGAAAGAGAGCGAGGGAGAGAGAAAAAGAAAGAUAUAGACAGCAAAAUAAGAGCAGUUAUUCAAGUGCCUUUAUGCUACACAUUUACCAAACUUUACUGUACUGUACUGUAGUUUAUACAACAUGACUGUAUGUUUGUGAACGUUAAUUAAUUUGAUAGUCACCUCAACCAAGCAAUGAGUUCUCCUCAAUCCAAUACGAUCAUUCGUACACAUACACGCAUAUACGUAACAUAUAUACAUAUGUAUACAUACACAUAUACGUAUUAUACAUGAAGACACAUACUCGCUCGCUGAUGAUUGCAUAAGUUUGACAUUUGCGACACCUGUAAAGAUAAUUAUCGAUAACAACGAAAGACAUGGACAACCAUUAUCGACGUCGGCUCAUAUUGCUGCCCGGCGGAUUGUUCUUCUUAUUGUACCUUACGAUUAUAAUGAUGGUAAUAAAAUCAUAUGUUAUGUAAUAA